This is a messenger RNA of Thermothielavioides terrestris NRRL 8126, 630 nucleotides long. RefSeq lists its product as uncharacterized. Bases 1 to 630 code for a protein of 209 amino acids. Lineage: Eukaryota; Fungi; Ascomycota; Sordariomycetes; Sordariales; Chaetomiaceae. The transcript has 2 exons. Gene Ontology annotation, biological process: cellular response to oxidative stress. The record is from RefSeq and is a predicted model, not a curated record.
AUGGGCAGCCAGCUUCCCUCCAGCAAGGUCGACACCUUCUUCGAGCUGGUCAAGGCCCGGCGGUCGAUCUACGCGCUGAACAAGACGCUCCCCGUCGACAAGGCGCGGAUCCAGAGCCUCGUCGAGGACGCGCUGCAGCACGUGCCCAGCAGCUUCAACUCGCAGUCGAACCGCGUGGUGGUGCUGUUCGGCGCCGAGCACGACAAGCUCUGGGACAUCACGACCGACAUCCUCAAGGGCAUCGUGCCGGCCGACCAGUGGGAGGCGACGGCGACGCGCAUGGCCGGGUUCAAGGCUGGCGCCGGCACCGUGCUCUUCUUUGAGGACCAGACCGUCGUCGAGAGCCUGCAGACGAAAUUCGCGCUUUAUGCGGACCGGUUCCCCGUCUGGGCCGGCCACACCAGCGCCAUGCUGCAGUUUGUCCUGUGGACGACACUCGAGGCCGAGGGGCUCGGCGCCAGCCUGCAGCACUACAACCCGCUCAUCGACGCCAAGGUCGCCGAGGAGUGGAAGCUGCCUGCUACUUGGAAGCUGACGGCCCAGCUUGUCUUUGGCGGGCGGGCGAGCAACGAGCUUCCCGAGAAGACGUUCGAGCCGCUCGAGACGAAGCUCAAGGUCUUCGGUGCUUAG